UGUUUUAGAUUGAAGAAAAAUAGCAUGGAAUGUUCAGGAGGAAAAAAAUAAGUUGUCAAGGAAUGUUGCUCUUGCUUGGCGCGUGGAGGUGUGUGCUGAGUGUUACACGCUCAUAUACGUCGUAAAGCAAGGCCAGGGGUGUGGUCUUGCCCCUUGUGUCCAGUGGCUGAUCCUAUGGGCAUGUAGAGCGACAUGCAGAAAGGUCAGACUUGAUCUCGUGACGGUGAAGUGCAACUCGAAUGCAAUCGUGCAAUGCGUCUGGGGAAUAUGCACUCCCGAAGGCCAGGGUGAAGUCCCAAGAGGAAUCCUCAGUGCGUAUAUACAGCCAGUGCUGAACAUACGGCAUUCCUUCAUCAUUGCGAAUUUUGCAAGACCUGUGCUGCAGAAGGCUUGUUGUGCGCUUGUGAGAAAUGAAACCAAACGCCCGAUAUCGGUGACUCCAGGACUUAAGGACAAUGCUGGAAGUGUGUGUCGUAGAGGAUAGAGAAUAAUGAUGCUUAAUGCGGAAUUGUGAGACGCUUAUUACGGUAACGGAAACUUUGACUCUUGUUGUGAGAGUGAGACUUCGUUCGGAGGGCAUGUGAGAGAGCAAGGGAAGUCUCGUGUGAUCUCCUGAUCAAGUACAAAGCCCAAGAUGAAGCAGAAGAUUGAUACUAACCUGCUCGCCUCCUCCUCCGUGUUCUGGUGGUCUGGGGAGCGAGCGGGCUGGGAGGCUGACCAUCCGGGCGCGUGGCACGGAGUGUCAACAGGCUGGCACUCCAAUGGACAAGGGUCAACUGAGUGCCUAUACGACGUCGACGAUGACUGUUCCACCAUCGUCCGUCCGCCCACCAUUUCCAUCCCCACUCUGACCCCGGGGGCGUCGCCCCCCUACACGCCCAGGUCCAGGAGGUCUCCGGUGCCACACUCCCCCUCCAGAAGUCGCCCUUCGUCGAGUGGGAGGUCGAGCCAGUACUCCAGCGGUCGGAUGUCGCCUGUGUGCGAGUCACCUCCACCGCCCCUGCCCCCCAACCCUCCCCCGCCCCUGCCCAGCUCCAGGCCGCCGCUGCCCCCGCAUUACUGCCUCGCCCCGACUGUCCUCCCGCCGGCGGCCCCGCCCUCGCCGCCGGGAGACGCCAUGUACGCCACCCUGCCGCUCAGCAGGGAGGGCCGCAAGAAGUCCAUGGCGCUGACCUCCAUAAAGAAGGACAAGCACACGUACAUCGCCCUGCCGCCCACCGACGUCCUGCAGGGGAACGUGUACUCAUCCCUCCGGCCGAAGAAGUCAAUGUCCUUCGCGUCGCUGAAGCACUACAAGGCGUCGCGGGAGGUGGCGACGGACCCCGCGGGACCGGUGGAGCCCCUGCAAUACCGGGCCCGGUCCCACGACGAGCUCCGGUACGUGAGCCCCCCCGCCGGCCCCUCCGACGAGAGGGACCCCUACACCCCACAGGGCACGCCGAGGGGGAAGAAGUCCUCCUACCCGAAGGAGGAGGAUCCUUUCGCCCUGGAGGACAAGAGCUUCCUGUCAGAGGAGGUCGAGGUCACCCAGCCGGAGGACGCCCUCUAUGCCACCCUCCCCCCGUGCGUGACCUCGCAGAGUGCCAAGAUGCUCCCCAGGGCCAAGCUCAGGAGGAGGUCCAUUGCGGUGGCCAACGAAUUCUCGCUGAGUGGACUCGUGAGAAGUGUUAGUGGCGUGAGUGUCCGCCGGAGUGUCAGGGUCGAGGGCAGCCGAUACACCGCCACACCAGCUGAUGCGGUGGAUGGAAACGUGAAAUCACAUCUCGACAAUACAGGUAUGUAAUAAUAUUGUCUUAUAUGUGUUAUUUUGACGUGUAA
Penaeus chinensis is the source of this 1818-nucleotide messenger RNA. RefSeq names its product proline-rich receptor-like protein kinase PERK10. Bases 635 to 1783 code for a protein of 382 amino acids. The transcript is spliced from 3 exons. The record is from RefSeq and is a predicted model, not a curated record. NCBI's taxonomy places the organism in Eukaryota, Metazoa, Arthropoda, Malacostraca, Decapoda, Penaeidae.